Messenger RNA from Callorhinus ursinus (northern fur seal), 1292 nucleotides. RefSeq names its product histone H2A type 1-H. Gene Ontology annotation, cellular component: nucleosome. The record is from RefSeq and is a predicted model, not a curated record. NCBI's taxonomy places the organism in Eukaryota, Metazoa, Chordata, Mammalia, Carnivora, Otariidae. Gene Ontology annotation, molecular function: structural constituent of chromatin; DNA binding; protein heterodimerization activity.
UCACAAUCCCGGAAAAGGAAAAACGGCCAAAAGACAGAGCAAUGAGGACAAUCACUUCUGCUUCUGAUUGCAUUUUGAAAUAAUAUUAUUUGAAAGAACCAAAUUGAUUCAUUUAUUAGUAUUAAAAUAAAAGCUCUUCAGCCUUGAUUACACUACAGCGACAGCAUGCAAAAACCUUCCGCUAGGCGGAGGGCGUGUAUGCAAAUGAGGGAUGCUGAUUCUGCUUUUCCAUUGGUUAGUUGAAAGUAGCCAAUGGGAGGCUUGCAAACAGCCUACCUCCCGGUAGUAUAAAUAUUUCUCUCGCGCUCGCUCUUGCUUUAUACUGCUUGUUUUUUUUCUGAAGGCGUUUGCUUUCUACACCAUUAUCCAUGUCAGGUCGCGGCAAACAAGGCGGUAAGGCUCGCGCCAAGGCCAAGACGCGCUCGUCGCGGGCCGGCCUGCAGUUCCCGGUGGGCCGCGUCCACCGCCUGCUCCGCAAGGGCAACUACUCGGAGCGGGUCGGGGCCGGCGCGCCCGUGUACCUGGCGGCCGUGCUCGAGUACCUGACGGCCGAGAUCCUGGAGCUGGCGGGCAACGCGGCGCGCGACAACAAGAAGACGCGCAUCAUCCCGCGCCACCUGCAGCUGGCCAUCCGCAACGACGAGGAGCUCAACAAGCUGCUGGGCCGCGUGACCAUCGCGCAGGGCGGCGUCCUGCCCAACAUCCAGGCCGUGCUGCUGCCCAAGAAGACCGAGAGCCACCACAAGGCCAAGGGGAAGUGAAAUGCUGGCCGUAUUUUCUUAACAUGGGUUUUUUCCUAAUCAAGAGUUAACCUAACAACUUGCAAAGGCUCUUUUAAGAGCCACCCACCUUUUCCACCGAAAGAGCUGUCCUGCUUUGAACUAUUACGAGCGCUUAAAAACAUGAAAUGUCACAACCCCCAGAAAGCUUUGCCCCCCCCCCCCAUAAAAUCAGUAACAAUUAGCUUUAAGGUAAAAGCCACACGUGAGUUUAGUGCAAGUGUGGCUAACGGUAUUCACCGUAUUUGGCCAUAUGAGGUGGGCUACUUUCUAGUCAGGCAGAAAGGGUUAUAGUCUAUAGGUAAGUUUGCAAGUUUAUCGCAAGGACAGCUUCAUACUUUGCAAAAUGAAAAUAGCGUUGGGAUCCUAACAUUUUAUGGUAAAGAUAAUACCCACAUUCUCCAUCUAGAUCCAAGGUGAUGAAAACGCACAUUUGCUUAAGCAAAUGAGAGUAAGUUACAGGUCCUUGAUAAUUUCAUGCUUGCGAAUAAAGACCAUUUUCCUAAUUCACAA